AUGGCCGCCGCCAAAGAAGGAGCAUCGCUGCCCACCACGGAGCCGACGCGUGCCACCCAGGUCCCCGACUGGGAGCCCGCAGCGCAGGCGCACGCAGGCAGCAACGUCAAACCUUCGCUGCCCGACACUCUGCGCCAGAAGUUCGACCAAGCAUGCCCGCCGCACCGCAAAUGUCUGGGCCUCACCCGUCGCGUGUUCCUGCUCGUUCUGCUGGCCGUCAUCCUCGCCAUAAUCGCAUUGGCCGUGGGUCUCGGCGUGGGCCUAUCGAAAAAAAGCGGCAGCGAGAACCUGCCCCUCCCUGAUAGCUCCGAAGCGCAUACCGGCGAUCUCACCUUUUACGCCCCUGGGCUCGGUGCUUGCGGCGAGACGUCUACCGAUGACGAUGAUAUCGUGUCGCUGUCGUGGAAGAUCUGGGAUGAGGUGCAGACGGGCACGGAUCCGAAUCAGGUGGUGCUGUGCGGGAAGAAGAUUAGGGCCCGAAGGUUCAACGAGGACGUCAGUGCCGAACGCAGCGUGGACUUGACCGUCGUGGACAGAUGCACCGGCUGCGAGCCCACCGACAUCGAUGUCAGCCCCGGCGCCUUCGAGAAGCUGGCCCCUGUUGCCAGCGGAAGAGUGACCGUCACCUGGGCGUGGCUGGACGCAGCGCCGACGGCGAAGUAG
Diplodia corticola is the source of this 663-nucleotide messenger RNA. Its product is annotated as riboflavin aldehyde-forming enzyme. Bases 1 to 663 code for a protein of 220 amino acids. The record is from RefSeq and is a predicted model, not a curated record. The transcript has 3 exons. NCBI's taxonomy places the organism in Eukaryota, Fungi, Ascomycota, Dothideomycetes, Botryosphaeriales, Botryosphaeriaceae.